Messenger RNA from Apis cerana (Asiatic honeybee), 2906 nucleotides. RefSeq lists its product as uncharacterized. NCBI's taxonomy places the organism in Eukaryota, Metazoa, Arthropoda, Insecta, Hymenoptera, Apidae. The record is from RefSeq and is a predicted model, not a curated record.
ACGCUCUGCAAAGAAAGAAGAAACGUGUCUCAAAUGUUUCUCUCUGAAUAUUUUUAUUUUCUCGGACAAGAAAGUUCCGGGGCAAGCCUCGAUGGGAAUUUACCCGUCGAAAAUCAUUUAUUCGAAAGGGAAAUCUUUGCGAAAAGAAGGCUGCUCUCGGAUGUUAUUGCCGGUUCGAGCUAAGAAAGAGACACGAGAACGGAAGACAGGGAGAAGCUUAAUUUCCGAAAAAUUUAAAAUAUUCUUUAUCCGCUGUUCCAAGGAAAUUGCUUCGCGGCCUCGAAUGUUGGUCACGUCACGUUGGCCAUUUUUAACGUCAGGAUCGCAUGACCGGAAUGUUGUUUUAAAUAUCAAGCUGCCCGCCACGUCGCGAGUAUUUGCAUAGGUUCUAUUGCAACGUAACCGUGACAUGCGACCGCUGCGCGAACGGAGGAAUUUCAUUCUCGAAAAAAUAACGUUCCAAGGGAUUGCCCUGCCGCCAUCGUCCAUCCCUCCCUCCCCCGUCGAUGAUGCACCGGCGACGAACGAACGGCCGAAAUUUCACGCGAAAGGAAUCGAUCGAAGUUCGUUUCGCGAGGCUCGGCCGACGAUGCACGUGGUAACAAGUUGACGGUUGUUUGAACAUGCGAUAACAUCUAACAGAGAGCAUCGAGAACGCCGAUUAUCUGGCUCGUUCCACUUCCAGCCGGUGGAUCGCCUCGCAAAGAGCAGCAGUCGCGUCUUUGUCCUUCGUAGGAAUGUCGCUCUUUCGACUCUACCCUCUUCUCUUCGCUUCUUUGUGCUGCUCCGCGUGGGCUGUCGUCGUAUCGUUGGACCACAACGAACACGGAAAGGGGAGCAAAUCCGAUCGAGGAUUCAUCGUUGAAGGCGUGACGAGCGCGGAGAAGGAGCGAGAAGAAUUUUCGAGCUCCAUACCUUGCAUCGCGAGCUUUCUGGAUCGGGCGACCGAUCCUGCGCGGACUUCGUUGAUGAUAUCGGCCGACAUCGACCACGCGGCCUUCUCGCUCGCGACCGUUCUUCAAAAGCGCCGUUUCGCCUUCUUGAGAUAUUCGGGCGACAUGGAGUUCGAUACGAGGGAACUCGCGUCGAACGCCAUCGUUCUCGUGGCGAACGCCACCAGUUUAUGGGACGACCUGUACGUGAUCGAUCCUUGCACUCGCGACUGCCCCUUCUUCGUCGUACUGACGCACGCGUUUCGACACGAGCAAGAUUUCCUCGCGGAAACGGACGCUUUGACCCGCUCCAUGUGGGCCCGAAGGAUCUUCACCGUCGUCGUUUUGGCCAGAGUCGGCGAAUCCGUGCUCGCCGCCGGCGCCACCUCCUUUCUGCCCGACCAACCCUGCGCCCCGUCCUUCCCGAUCGUUCUCGACAAAUGCGGAACCAGAUCUUGGGACACGAGGAAGGUGAACCCGCCCGAAUGGAACAAGUGCGUCCUGAAAGUAGCCUACUUCGUCGAGCCUCCGUACGUAACGAGGAGGAACGAGACGACGGAGGGUUUGCGGGGUUUCGAGGGUAUGUUGACGGAGGAGAUAUUGAAGGACGAGAACGUGGAGCGGGAGGAAGUGGCGUGGACCGAGAACGCGACCUACGUGGACCAGGUAAGAACGAUCUUGUACCAAGCGGAUGCCGACCUGGUCGUGGGCCGUGUCCUCCUUCAACUUCAGGAAGACAUAGAUUACUCGAGCUCGUACGACAUGUUGAAGGUGGUCUGGUUGAUCCCCAAGGUGGCCAACGUGUCCCUGAAAGGACUGAUUCAACCGUUUCACCCGUACGUGUGGGCUACCUUGGGGUGUGCCCUGAUAUUGGCCGUGCUCGUGAAAAUCUUCCUUAUCCCCGACCUCGGCUAUCUCGACAUAUUUGCUCUGAUAAUCGGAGUCUCGAUCGCCAACCGGCCCACCAAACUCUCCACAAAAAUCCAAUACAUCUCGUGGAGCGUAUUCGGCCUGUUUCUCAUGGAGGUGUACGUGGACGCUUUGGCCGAUCAAUUGAUCAACACGUCCGACACGAAGAUCACGACCACGGAGGAGCUCGUUUCCUCGUCGUUCCGGAUCGGUGGGACGAAUGCGUUCAAGAGUUUGUUCGAGGACGACGCGUUGGACGAGACGAGCGGCAUCGUCUCGAGGAUACGCGAAAAAUUCGUCACGUUCAAUCAGAACGAAUACACGGGAUUGUUCAACGACGUUAUAGAGGGGAGGAAUUCCUCGUUCGCUCUGAUGAUCCUGUUGAAUUCCUCUCGGAGCGAGGACAUCGACACUUUAUACGCUUACACCAUGUCCACGGACGUGAUAUACAGUUUCCCCCUGGCGAUGGCCGUUUGGAAAGGAUUCCCGAAAUUGCAACGCAUCAACGCAAAGAUCCACGACUACAUAGAUAUGGGUAUUUUCGACCACAUGAUCAAGUUGGCGAUACAGAAGGGGAGGCUAGCUAUGAUGUUCGAGUUCGUGGAGGAGGAAGAGUACAAGACCAAUCUUCACUUGCAGCACUUCGCACCAGCGUUUCUCAUGAUGAUGAUCGGAUUCUCCGUCGGAUUUCUAUCGAUCAUCGUCGAGAUUGCUCUCUAUCCCUCCGAGCUUCUCUUCUGCACGAAAAGACGGGAGGAGGACAAUUUUUGAAUUUUCAUUACGAUUCGACUCGCCAAGCAAAUUUGUAGCGAAGAUGGAAAAAUUUCGGACGAUAUUCGAAUAUCAUUUUACGAUAAAUUGGCUUUCGCUUUUUCAAUCGCAAACAGAUAUCGAAACGCAGCGUACGAGUGAAUGGACGCGCGAGCAAAUGUAUUGUUAACUUCCUUGCCAAACCUAUCGGACCAACUAAUUCGUGUUAUGGACGUGCACAAUGCUUGUUUUGACGUUCAUUUGUUAAACGUCAUAAAUAUUUCAUUUCAAUAAACGAAAUACGCUUGAAAUACA